GACAAACUCUUUCUUGUUAAGUGUUAACCUUGAUUAAAUGAUUUAUUUCAAGUGUUGGAUACAGCUAUGUGUCCAACAUGUCUAUGUUCAAUUUUUUGCAAGUUUGUUUGUUCUUUUUUUUAAUAUGUAGUUGGAGGAUCCUUGGAGUGUCGUAUCUUUAUACUCAUGUUGAGAAAUGUGUCAAAUAUGGUACUUCAAGAAAACUGAAGAGUCAGAAUGGCAUGCUGUUGCUUCUUGGACUUGGGAUGCUCAAGAUGAGACAUGUGGAAUUUGUAGGAUGGCCUUUGAUGGUUGCUGUUCUGAUUGUAAACUCCCUGGGGAUGAUUGCCCAUUGAUUUGGGGUGCAUGCAACCAUGCUUUCCAUCUUCAUUGCAUCCUGAAGUGGGUGAACUCACAGACUUCUCAAGCACAUUGUCCGAUGUGCCGUCGGGAGUGGCAGUUCAAAGGAUGACCACCCAAUGCAUUCAUCGAUGCUUAUGUUGCUGGUGUACUUAACUCUUCUCUCUUUGAUUUACAUGUACUCAUGGAUUUACCAAA
Molecule: messenger RNA, 537 nt
Organism: Hibiscus syriacus
Lineage: Eukaryota; Viridiplantae; Streptophyta; Magnoliopsida; Malvales; Malvaceae
Product: anaphase-promoting complex subunit 11
Exons: 3
Coding region: 176-451 (91 amino acids)
Biological process (GO): positive regulation of mitotic metaphase/anaphase transition; anaphase-promoting complex-dependent catabolic process; protein ubiquitination
Cellular component (GO): anaphase-promoting complex; nucleus
Molecular function (GO): cullin family protein binding; ubiquitin protein ligase activity; zinc ion binding
Source: RefSeq, a predicted model, not a curated record